Plasmodium vivax (malaria parasite P. vivax) is the source of this 1992-nucleotide messenger RNA. RefSeq lists its product as hypothetical. The transcript has 6 exons. NCBI's taxonomy places the organism in Eukaryota, Apicomplexa, Aconoidasida, Haemosporida, Plasmodiidae. The record is from RefSeq and is a predicted model, not a curated record. The coding region runs from base 1 to 1992 and encodes 663 amino acids. Gene Ontology annotation, cellular component: precatalytic spliceosome.
AUGGACAACCAGCACAACAAUGCAGAAUACCCCGCCGCGUACCCGCCGAACGUGCCCAGUCAGCCAAAUCAACCCAAUCAGCCGGACCAAAAUGACCUAAACAAGCAGAUGUACGACUACUAUUACUACAAUAGUAACCCCGAUGGAGCUAUGGGCAACAAGAGGGGCUAUAACAAUAUGCCGGGAGACGCCCCCUUCGACGGAAAUUACGCCAUGAAUUACGGCUACAUGGACCCGUCCUUCUACCACAUGAACAGUGGAAUGCCCCCGAUGGGCAGUAUGAUGAACCCAUACAGUAACGCCAUGAGUAGAUUCCCAAGCAGAAUGGAAGAACACCCGAGUAGCUACAGAUAUAGCAAUCUAGACCACACAUAUAGGGGGGGUAUGAAAUAUAAAAUGGGUGCAAACAAUGCAUCUAGUAGCUCCUUCCAUUCAUCUCUAGCUAAUUAUAAUAAUGAAGAAAAAAAAAAUAUCCUCGAAAUGACAAACACUACAACGUACAAUGUUAAUACGUUACUCAGAAAUAAUAUUUUAUCGUCUGAAUACUUCAGAUCGCUAGUUCCACUGAAAACGUUUAAGGAGGUGGUGGACGAAAUUCACUUAUAUGCCGACCAUGUGGAACCCUACUGCAUUGGGAGCACGCGCGCGCCCUCCACUCUCUUUUGCUGCCUCUACAAGCUGUUCACCAUGCAUUUGUCGGAGAAGCAGAUGAAGAUGUUGAUCGAAAGCCGAGACUCCUGCUACAUACGAGCCUGCGGGUUUUUAUAUUUGAGAUACGUCCACUCUCCUGCCAAUCUGUGGAUGUGGUUCGAGCCCUACCUGCUGGAUGAAGACCAGUUUGUCACAUCAGCCGACAAACGGAAGAAGCAGACGAUAGGCGAGUACAUUCAGUGCCUCCUGGCGGACGAUAAGUAUUUCAACACAGUCCUCCCGAGGAUGCCCAUAAAAAUAAAAAACACCUAUGGUGCGCGGCUGAUGCUGAUGAAUGACCAUAGGAGGAGGCUCAAAAGGAACAAAGAGAAGAUGCACAAGUUUGUGAAGGGAGAACCCGUUAUGGCAUAUGUCAACGGCGAGUGGGAGAAGGGCGAAAUCGGAGGCAUCGUGAACCACGGGAAGGAAAAGAUUUUCGUCAGAAUCAGAAAAAUCGAUGGGAACGAAAAGCUCGUUAACAUGGGGUACGUGAAGCUGGGCUCGAAGGACCCCGACAGGGAGAGGGACGCAGACAGGGGGGAUGCCACCGAGAGGAGCCGCAGCAGGAGCAGAAAUGAGAAAACGCACAGAAGGCGCAGCAGAAGUAGGAGCGGGAAAAGAAGGAGGCGACGGAGCAGGAGCAGGGGCAGAGACAGGAGCAGAAGCAGGAGCAGGAGCAGAAGCCUGCAUAGAGGAAGACACAGGGAUAGGAGUCGUGACCGAGAUAGGAGUCACGACCGGGAGAGACGCCGAAAGAGACGAACGAGCGAAGAACGGAGCGAAAAAAAACACUCCUCACACGACAAGUCGCACAGAGACCACCGUGAUAGGUCACCCACGAAACGCGGAAGGAAAUCCCACGAAGAAUCGCACAGGAAGCAGGACAAGUCCGCAUCGAGAUCGUCCAGAUCGUACAGUUCCGGAGAAGGUAAAGAGCAUAGAAAAGACAAGUACCAAAUUAAUGAAGGCGAAUUAAUUAACAAAUUUAGAAAAAUAGAAAGCCAAAAGGCACUCGCCACUGGAAAGGAUUAUGCUCGCAGACCCACGUCAUACAAAUCCUCUCUCACCAUAAGGGUAGAGAAUAUCCAAACGAGAAAAAAAUCCAUUUCGAGAUCUCCCAAAAGAAUAGACAAAACGGUGAGUCAUUUGCAGAAGGAUGAAAAGGGUACUGAAAAUGUUGCGACGGAAGACUCCAAAUUGAUGCAGCUAAUGCAAAGGUAUAACAAAGAGGACGAUGGUGAGGCGAAAAGUAAAAUGAACGCUGGAGAUAUGGAUGAAAUGGAUGUCAUGACAUUGGGGUAA